Molecule: messenger RNA, 4225 nt
Organism: Hyphopichia burtonii NRRL Y-1933
Lineage: Eukaryota; Fungi; Ascomycota; Pichiomycetes; Serinales; Debaryomycetaceae
Gene: DOT1
Product: histone methyltransferase
Exons: 1
Coding region: 179-4225 (1348 amino acids)
Biological process (GO): regulation of transcription regulatory region DNA binding; DNA damage checkpoint signaling; DNA repair
Cellular component (GO): nucleus
Molecular function (GO): histone H3K79 methyltransferase activity
Source: RefSeq, a predicted model, not a curated record
CAAAUAUUCCCUUUAUUAAAGCAAUUUUCCUUACAAUUAUCUUUUUCGUUAUAUAUUUUGUGUUUUUCUGCUCUUUCCAAAUUUUUUUUCUUCGUUUUCCUAGUUUAUACUUAUUAAAAGUCUACUUGACAAAAAGUCCGUUAUUGAUUUCAAUUUGGGUUGAAUCCAAGCUAUUACUAUGUCAUAUGCAUUCACUCGGGGUGUCGACUUGAACACCAAGCUGCUUGAAAAUACGGAUCAAGAUGGGUCUUCCCAUUUAGAAAAAGCUUUGGAUCUGAAAAACGAGUCAAUGAACCCUUUAUCAAGGGACCUAAUCGAUGAUCCAAGUACAGAACCACACAAGGCACAACCUAAACAAGUAAAAUCUGAAGCAAAACCCUUGAGUGCUACUACGUCGGACUAUGAUCAAAAACCACCCACAAGCGAAGUCUUGGAAGAAGAAAGUUGCUCGCAGGCAAGUAUACCACCUCAGCAAGUUAUAGAUGAAACGAUACUACAAAAGCUUUUGAAGAAUGACUUGACUAGAUUGAAAUUGGAACAAGAUUUACCAAAUAGUAACAUAGAGACUAUAGUACAAUUCGUACAUGAUAAUUUCCACAGAUUAGACUGGACAAUACCUGAAUUAUACAGGGUAGCUGACUUUUGGUGUGAACAAAAUACAAAUAUUCAAAACAUUGAAAGGGAAUUACCGUUGAGGGACCACCAACAAAUAAAAAAUGCCUUGGUUUCUUUAGGUAGCUUAUUCGAAGGUGAGCCAAAAUCUUAUUUUUCCCCAAAGCAAAUUGCAGAAUAUUUCACUAUAUUUGAAAAUCAACUCUUCACUCGUAAGAGUCUUGAAAAUGUAUACCCAAACACAUCUUUGGAAGACAUUCAGGAAAGAAUCCUGAAAUUUCCAAGACACAAAAUAGCUGAAUGGUCUAAACAAGAGAUCAAAGUUCUUUUAACUUUACUGCAUCAAAAUCUGCCAAUUGAUGAUAUCCUUUCUGCUUUGAUCUUCCGAUCGAAAGAUGAGUGUCAAUCUAUGCUUGAAAGCCUCCAGCCUUGGGACACUAACUUACCACUUGGUGCUCAUUUACUUAAUGAAAUAAUUUAUCUACUGGACCAAUCAUUAUCUUCUCAGGAGAUUCUUCAUUUUUUAGAAAACGAAAUCACCGAUUCUAAAUUGAAAAAUACAAUAAUGUCCGUCCAGAGACACCUCGGGCCAUGGAGCCCAGAGGAAGAUGAAAAGUUUUUGGACCAGAUAAUAGAUGAAUACCCUCAAAGACUAACUCAUACAGGCAAGAGUAAGAAAAGGUCUACACUCCAAUGUUUCAUUAGAUAUUGGAAAUUGAUUGUAAAACCCUCGAGGCUAGCAAAAAGGCCCAUGCAAGAAAAAGUUCGUGAAAUGAAAAUUGAACAAUUCAAGCGAGAACCCUUCUCAAUGCCCAAUGAUUUUGAAUCACAAUAUCUUAAUACUUUGAGCUUUUGCUCUUCAUUUUGCUUGACAUUAGAUUUUUGCGAGAUAUUUUUUCCUUCAGUUGAACAAUCUACUCUAAAAACAGAUAUCAAAUUAAAUAAUUUGAGAGUGGACAUUGACUUUCUUCCAGAAGAGAUAAUCUUUUUCGAAAACGCCAUUAAGGACAAUCUAUCAAAUGAAUUUGUUUGCAAUCAACUUUUUUAUCAUAACAGGGACUUAGUGAUUGAGAAACUAAACCAUACAAAAGCAAGAAUAGAGCGUAAAACUUCAUUCAAGAAUCCUUUGUCUCAAUUAAUUUAUGAAGCUAAAUGGAUCUCUGCAACUGACACCGGCUCUCGUAGACGUACUCGAGAUAAAAGUGCUUCUUAUGAACUCCGGAAGUUAGAAGAAUUAGAGUUAAAAGCAAAAGAAGAACCAACCACGAAGAAACAAAAAGUUUUUACCGAAGAAGAAAAUAAAAUAAGAGAAGAGAAAGCAUUAGCCAGGAGAAAACAAAAGGCCCAAAGGGAGGCUGAACUUCUUGAGAAAAGGAGACUUCAAAAGGAGAAGAGACUCUUACAAUUGAAUGAUCCGAAUUAUAAACCAAAGCCAAAAAUCAAAUCAAAACUUCAUCUAGAUCAAAUACUUGAAGACGCAGCUUAUUUUCAAAGUGUGACAGGUAACGGGAAGCUAAUCAAAGAUGGUGACAAAAGACAGAGGCGACAAGCAACACAUUACAUUCCUGAGUUCAAAAACAGAACAGAAAUAAAGCGUGUCCAAAAACGUUUGGCUGCCCAAAGGGAUCGUGUCGAUAAAUCUAAAAAAUCGAAAGUCACUAAAAAAAGACCCUAUAAAUCUAGAAGAACAUUGAAAUCGGAAACCCCGACGUCCAAUGAAAACUCAGAGGAGGAGGAAGAAGAAGAUUUCAAAGAAACGUUGGAUCAAGCUUUGAAUGAUUCAUCGAUUGAAGAUGAAGACGAUGCCGACGAAGUAAGCCCCUACGACCCAACUGAUAUUCUUCAUGAUUCUCAAGUUCCAUUCAAUGGUAGAAGGUUUUUUGUUGAUCAAGUCUAUAACACCAAAUCCUAUCUUCCCAGAUUGUCAUUUGAAAUGAACGAGUCUGGUCUGACUGACUCUUUUGCGGAUCUGGGAGCUGCAAUACCACUAACCAAUGAUGUCGGUGAAAAAAUCAUUGAAACCCACAUCAAGAAUUACAGAAAUUAUCCAGGAUCUUUUCCUCCAGCCAUUUUAGACGGAAGUGGAAGUACUAAAGUCAAUAAAGAUAACAGAGUGAGAAUAAGAUUUCUUCUUUAUCCUCAAUACUCAGAGCUGUUUAUUCUUGCAGAACCGAAAAGUAAUGAGCUUGACCCUAUAUUCGAAUUGCAGAAAAUUUUUCAAAUUCAUUACGCCUUAUAUUUUUCGUAUUCUGAACCAAUAAGAGAUAUAAUCUAUAAUGAUUUCUGUAUUGCCAUUGAAACUGCUGUCGAGGAAGAUAAUUUCAGUAAAUUUAUGUUUAUCAUUGAUUCGUGGAACACUUUAAUGUUGGAAUUAUGUCCCACAGAAAGCAAGUGUGACAAAAGUAUAGACAUAAAUGCAAGCCUAAGAAAGUAUAUUAAGGGACCUCGUGAAACUUCAAAGGAAAAUAUCCAACUAGAAACAUUCAUCAAAGAAGUCAUGGCAGAAAGAAGCAUUAACAGCUCAGAUGAUGUCAAACAGGAAGAACUGAACCCUUACAGACGUCCCUCAGUUCUCACUCCUCCAACAGAAGACGAAAGAGAUCAUGAAAAUAUCACAUUUGACAGUGAGUAUGGCCCAAAGAAUCCCUCAAAAAUGAAUCAAAUAGAUGACAAGAACUUGAAAGAACCAGAGCUCGCUUCAACUCAAGAAAAAAUGAAUUCAGUAAAUGCUAAUAAAAAGGAACCCAUUUGCAAAAAGUCGGACGAUAAAAUGAAAAAGCUAGAAAUGCAAGAUUCUGAUAUACGAAACCUAUCACCAGUUCUUACUAGUGAUGACAAUUUGGAUAGCAAUUGGGAAGGCUCUGAACAAACUUUGAAGAGCUCUCCUUUUGCGGUUAAGUUUUUUGAGAAUCUUAAAUCAAUGACAAGCAUUUCAAGAUUUUGCUUGCAGCAGUUACUUUUAAGAGCUUAUACCAGAAUUGUUUCUCCUGAUUCCCGAAAGCUUAGAUCCUACAAGGCAUUUACGGCUGAGGUGUAUGGUGAACUUCUUCCUUCAUUUGUCAGUGAGGUCUUAACUAAAGUCAACCUUCUUCCGUCUCAAAAGUUUUAUGACUUGGGUUCUGGAGUGGGAAAUACAACAUUUCAAGCAGCCCUUGAAUUCGGUGCUAAGUUUAGCGGAGGUUGUGAACUAAUGCCUCAUGCCUCCAUAUUAACAGAAAGACAACAUAAUUUUUUGAAUAAGCAAAUGGCAGUACUCGGAUUAAAAAAGUUACCAUUAGAAUUCUCUUUACUGCAAAGUUUUGUUGACAAUAAGAAAGUUCGAGAACAAGCCACUGAUUGCGACAUACUUAUUGUUAAUAACUAUUUAUUCGACUUUCCAUUAAACGUUGAAGUAGGUAAGCUACUUUACGGCUUAAAACCAGGUACAAAAAUUAUCUCUUUGAGAAAUUUUAUUCCUCCAAGAUAUAAGGCAAGUUUGGAUAGAACGGUUUUUGACUAUUUAAGUGUUGAAAAGCAUGAAAUGAGUGAUUUUUUAUCUGUCAGUUGGACAGCUAACAAGGUUCCUUAUUACAUAUCGACCGUGGAAGAUCAUGUACGUCCUGAAUUUUUAUAA